Messenger RNA from Boleophthalmus pectinirostris (great blue-spotted mudskipper), 13457 nucleotides. RefSeq names its product apolipoprotein Ba (gene apoba). NCBI's taxonomy places the organism in Eukaryota, Metazoa, Chordata, Actinopteri, Gobiiformes, Gobiidae. Gene Ontology annotation, biological process: triglyceride mobilization; cholesterol homeostasis; cholesterol transport. The record is from RefSeq and is a predicted model, not a curated record. Gene Ontology annotation, cellular component: very-low-density lipoprotein particle; mature chylomicron; low-density lipoprotein particle. Gene Ontology annotation, molecular function: cholesterol transfer activity; low-density lipoprotein particle receptor binding.
GCUGAGGGGGAGACAGGGGUUUUAUUAUUAUCAUUAUUUAUCCCACAAUGGGGUACAGCAGGGUGGGCAUUUUAUUGCUGCUGAGUGGGCUUGCCUUGGCUCAACAAGGCAGUGAGACUGAACCCAGCUCAGCGUGUCAAUUGGUCUCCAGAUUCAAAACCUAUAGGAAAUAUUUCUACCAGUACAGCACUGAAAGCAGAAAUGGCAUCGUGGGCACUGCCAACUUGAGAAAUGGGCCCAAAGUUACAUGUAAGGUUGAGAUUGAAGUCCCUCAAGCGUGCAGUUUCGUCAUGCAUACCACAGACUGUGCAGUGAGUGAAGUUUCUGACAUGGAUCCAGAGGGGGCGCCGGUCUACUCCCCUGCACCUGGGUCUGAAGCUUUCAAGGCAGCUAUGGAAAAGAAUCCUCUAAAGUUCACGGUGGAGGAUGCUCAGGACGUGAUGCUCUUUUCUGUAGAUGAUGAACCGGUGAAUAUCCUCAACAUCAAGAGAGGAAUCGUGUCCAUGCUCCUGUCUCCAAACGCAGAGGAGAGCACCAGUGUCAUGAGCACAGUUCAUGGUCAGUGCCGCACAGCUCACCAAAUGAAUGGAGCAGACCUCAGUGUGACUCGAGACCUCUCCAAAUGUGACCAGUUCUAUGGACGCAAACUCACAGACAGCCCUUUGGCCCUUCUCAAGAAUCUGCACUAUCCCUUGUCCAAACUCUUCACCAGCAGCCAAGAAUGCAACUACCAAUUUGACAACAAGGGGAAGCACAUCACAUCUGUCCAGUGCACAGAAAAACAUGUCUACCUCCCAUUCUCUAACAAGGACAAUGGCAUGUCAUCUGUGAUUGCACAAGAACUGAGCUUUCAAAAUUCCAAACGCAUCAACAACAGACUGUUUGACUUGACCGACACAUUGGGCCAGCCUUUAUACUUCGCCGACCCUGAUCACAAAUCUCUCAUCCAAACGAAGGAAUCUGCAGUGAAUAUUUUGAACGAACUUUUGACUCUGCCCGGUACCGACCAAUCCCAAAAGAGAACCAGUCUUUUCUACAACCUCGUCUCCACCAUGAGAGCCCUCCAAAAUGAAACUUUGAGCGAAACUGUUACUGAAAUGUUGGAUAUUUCUACCUGGGUCACGUGGCAGGCCUUAUUCCAGUGUGGGACAGCUGAAUGUACCAGCGCCAUGCUCCAGUCCAUUUGGAAAAUCAAUGGGGUCUCAGCAGAAGUAGAUGCUUUUGUUUACGCUCUGGGUUUGAAGACUGAUCCCACUUCAGCUCAUCUACGAGACAUGCUCAGUACUGCACAAUACAGGCAGAGCAAAGGGAUCAUGUAUGCACUGGGGUACACUGUCAAGAAUUUUUAUCGAGGAGACGUGACUCCAGAGAUCAGAGAUGUGGCUGUCUUCAUGGAGGAGAUGUUAAACCAGUGUUCUGGUGAACUGGGACCAAACAUGGAUCCUGACGUCAUCCGCAACCCAGAAGAGCUCUCCUACCUCGUACUACGAGUGAUUGGAGUGAUGGGUCAGCCUAUGCAGGACCUCAGCCCUAGUCUGGUCUCUGCUGUUCUGAGCUGUGCAAACAAAAUCGACGCUCCUUUGUCCACUCAGAAAGCAGCCAUACAGGCCUUUAGAAACAUCAACAUCAAUGAUGAGGUGAGGAGUGCCCUUCUGGAGAUUUACCAGGAUGCCCAGAGCCCGGUGGAGAAGCGGGUAGCAGCGUACCACAUUCUGAUCAAAAACAUGGACGAAGCCACAGCCAGGACCAUUGUGAACUCUGUGGAGGAUCUGACAGACCAAGAACUCAAGAUAUUUGUGGUUACACAUCUCAACAAUGUGCUCAAAAAUGAUCUACACGCAACCUACUACAUAGAGCUGGCUGUGAGAGACAAAGAGCUACCUCCGCUGGACGAAUUAUAUGGAAAAUCUCGUAACUUUAUGUCAGAAGUUUACGGAGCUUCAUUCAAAUCUAACAUUGUUUUUGAUGAUGCCAACACUUUACCUAAAGACGUCUCACUGGACCUGUCUCACGAUAAGGACUACAUGAACAAGAAUCUUUUCAAGUUAAAUUUAGAAGGAGACGGGUUCGAGCCUGUGAUCAAAGCUCUGUUUGGUGAAAGUGGUUUUGUCCCAGAGUCGUUUUUCAAACUCACAAACUGGGGCCAGGAACUAAUCUCAGGUCUCAGGUCUGAAGACGGAAGAAUGAAGAGACAGGUCCCAGAUGAUCUUGUGAAGAGCUUAUCUGAGGGUUUCCAAAAAUUGAUGGAGGAUCUGCGUUCGUCUGAGACUCCAGAGGCUGUGGCGUAUUUUGAGCUCCUGGGGACAGAGAUGGGAUACAUGAAAAUCAGCCAAAUCAGAGACGUGUUAGAGACAAUGUCCAUGUACCAGCACAUCUUCCUCAGAGUGCUCCCCACCAGUGCCUUCUUUAAGCUGACAUCCAGCGCCGAUAAUGACAUUUUCGCUCACUACAUCUUCAUGGACAACAGUUUUUCUCUACCCACGAUCUCUGGGAUGCCGCUGAAGUUUUCUCUCUCUGGAGUUUUUGCUCCUGGAGCCAAAGGAGGACUCACCUACGCCCCAAAUAUGGGGUCUCUGUCCUUCAUGCCAUCAGUUGGGGUGGAGUUCAUUACAAACAUGGGCGUCCACAUUCCGGAUUACGUGGAGGCCGGGAUGGAGAUGCACACUGAUAUGUUCCAUGAAAGCUCCAUAAACGCCAAAAUCAGCUGGGACAGAAACCAGAUCAAACUCACCCUCCCUGCCCCCACUGUCAACACACAACUGUUCAGUGUCAGUAACAAAGUGCUGUCCCUCUCGACGGGUAAGACUAAGAUAGUGCCCUCUCUGGUGGAGGACAGGACUGACUCCACAGACUGUCAGCCUCUGAUCACUGGACUCAGACUCUGCUCCAUCACACAGUUCUCCAACGGCUCCUCCACAGAGCACGCCCCAUACUACCCACUCACCGGAGAGAGCAGAUUUGCAAUUGAAAUCCAGCCCACAGGAGAAGUUUCUGAAUAUGUUGCUUCUUUGACUCGUGAAAUGCUCAAAGAAGGAAAAGACCGAGUGACAGCUCUCAAGAUCUCACUCAAAGCUGAAGGUGUAGAUUCAGCAGAGCUGGCAGCCUCUCUCAAAUACAACAUGAACAAAAACACGGUUCUGACAGAGUUUAACAUCCCAGACUACGACAUUGAGGCUGGUGUGAAAUUUGCUCUGAGCAGUGAUCCCAGAGCUCCAGAACUCAGAGGAAUCACCAUCGACGUGACCAAUAAAAACAUCCCCCAGCUCUCUCUCAUUGCACGCACACGACUUGAAAUGAUGAAGGACGCCAUGUUGCAGCUCCAGAUGACCCUUCCCUCUUUGAACGCAGACGCCUCAAUAACUUCAACUUUAAACAUAGACGACAUCAUCACUGUCGACACAGAAACAGUUGUAAACCUCCCAGAGACGCUGUACCAACACAAAGUGUCACUCAAAUAUGAUGAUGACAAAAUCGAGCUUGAACUGAAAACAGAUGCAAAUUCAGAUCUCCAGAAGCUGAUCCCAAAUGCAGAGGAUCACCAUCGGCAUCUGCAGCAGCUGUUGGACGAAAUGUUGGACCAAAGAGUGGCCAAAACUGACAUGAAACUGAGGCACAUUGUCUCCAAAGGAAUCGAGGCAGUUAACAUCUGGAUGGACAAACUCACUGCACAGUUCCCAUAUCUGGAAAACCUUCGGAGCAAAAGGAGCGUCUCGGACCUCACCCUCCCCCCUCUACCAGAGAAACUGUUCUUCCAAUAUGAUGGCUUGUUCCGAUACCAGUUCAACAAAGACAGACUGCUCCUCUCUCUCCCUCUUCCACUCGGAGGCAAAACAUCACAAGAGCUGGACUUCCCUGAACAAGUGACCUAUCCUGCAAUCGAUCUACCAAAAAUAGGCCUUCACCUGCCGCCCCUCACUGUAAAACUACCUCCUUUCACCAUCCCGCCGUCUUGGGACUUCUCUCUCCCUCUGCUCGGAUUGGCUGAAGUGUCUGCAAAAAUCAACAGUAACAUUUACAGUUGGGAAGGAUCGGUUUCUGGGGGCAACAACACGGUGGAUGUCCCCAGCUACAUGGCACAUUACAAAAUCAUGGCACAGUCUCCGUUCUGCGUGCUGUCAUACAAACUUGAAGGCACUGGUAUGGUGACUGGACGUGCAGACGACAGCAUGAAAUAUCUCCUAAGCAACACAUUCAACCACUGCCUCAUCGACACCAGCCUCAGUGUGGUUCGAAACUUUGCGUUACCUGACAAAAUCAACGCAAAAGCCGAUUACAAACUCGAAAUCUCCAGUCCUGUAGGCUUCGAACUAUCUUGGUUUUACACUGCUCAAGCAACCUCCACACCUGACCAAGAAGAAGUCUCUGGAGAUGGGACUGUGGAUGGAAAACUCAAACUAGGAUCCUAUAAUUCCGAUAUAACUUACACACAAAGCUACAACCUCCGCCCGCUUGAUAGAGAAGGAAGAGGAGAGUCAAGUUUGGUUUUGAAUUGUCCGCUAGGCAAAUUUAACAACAUAAUUCAAGGCAGAUACGCAGACUCAGAACUUCUUAUUUCCUCCAGAACGACUGCUCUCGACGAUGCAUUGAAACAUACAGCGGAAUUGAAAUUUAAGGACGCACAGUUGAUGCUGAAAUGCAACGGGAUGGGCACAGGAAUGGGCAAAGUUCUCAGCAACAAAAUGGAAAUUGGCAUAUCCGAUCAGAUGGCGCUUUUUAGAGCUGAGUCCCAAAUUGAUGACGGCAAGGAUAAGGUUUAUUCACUCCUUACUUGGUCUUUAGAUUCAAAUAAGUUAGAGGCAAACUCAGAAGGCUCCCUUAUAUUUGAAUUGGGGCGUGGAUUACACAAAGCUUCCCUGAUGAUAAAUAAAGAUGGCUUGGUAAUAAGUGGUACUAACGCGAUUGAAUGUAGUCCUGUGACAAUUGAAAAUAUCUUCAAUGGUGUUAUAGACAGCAAUGGUGCGAUGAUGUCAACCAAAACCAAGGCAAUAGGCGAAGAAGGUAGAGGCGAACUUAAUAUUGACGGACAAGUUACAUCGUCUGAAGCUACUCUACAAGGAGUUCUUAAGGGCCAUGCUUUUGAUGGCACCACAAGAAACAACGUGAAUAUUUUGGUGAAUCGAAAUGGCUUGACUUUAAACGCAGAUACAAUGGGAUCGAUGAAACAAAUGAAAGUGGAAAAUAAUCACCAACUUGCUGUUACGCUAUGGACAGUUAAUCUCCGUUCAAAAUCCAACAACUUUAUUUGCGAAGAUGUUUACUACAAGCAAGACACCAAGGUUAACAUGCAGCCGUUCGUCGCUACAAUUGACAUGACGAACGAUUUGAAAUUUUACGAGCUAAGUUUGAACAAUGAAGGCCACGCAAAGCUUCGACCGACUAACUUAGAUCUUAGCGGAAGUGUCAUGGGAGCAUAUGGUGAUGACAACAACUUUAAACAUAUUUACGAAGUUAAUUUUGCUGGUCUAGAGGGAGCGUUGAAAUACACUACAUCUGCACAGGCAAUGGACGCUCAGCUUAGCCAUAAGUGCGAGUUUGAAUUUGCUGGACUUUCUUCAACAACGAAAUGUGAAGCAAGAGUGAAUUCUCAACCACUUCGUCUAGACAGCACCGUGAAAGUUAUGGCUCUUCCGUUCAGUCUUUCCAUUGAUGGACUUGUCAAUAGCGAUGGGGAAAUUAAACUACAUGGGAAGCACACCGGGCAGUUGUACAGCAGAUUUCUAUUUAAGGGUGAACCACUAUCCUUAGCCUAUGCAUAUGACCACAGAUUUUCAACCACGCACAAGCCUAGACGAAUGGAGGAGAUCACAACAAAUUUAGACAGUAAGUUAGAAGGACUUUUGACGCCGAAUAAUCAAGUUCUAAACUGGAAAUUGAAAUCAAAGCUUAACAAUCACGCAUACAAUUUUGAUUUUAUUACGUAUAAUAACCCAGAGAAUAUAGGAGCGGAGUUUUCUGGAGUUGCCCUCACGAACCUUUUGAGUAAACUAACCAAAGACAGUCCGGUUGAGGAGGAGUUCAGCAUGUCUGGGUUUCUUAAAUAUGACAAGAAUACUGAAUGCCAUAUAAUUGAACUACCAUUCAUUGAAAGCUUUCCGGCUGCUUUUGAACAAGUCAAAACUACGCUGGUUCAAGCCCUAGAAUCGCUUUACAAAUACAUUGAAGAUCUAGAUAUUAAUAUGGUAAUAUCAGAUUUCAAAAACUGGCUAUCGGAGUUGCCAAAGAAGGUGGGCGAUUUCAUGAAAAAGUAUGAUCUAGAAAACUAUAUAGCUAUUGUAAAUGAGAAAAUAGACUACUUGAUGAAUGAGUUUUCAAUUACUUUAGAGGAUGUCGAGAAAGCAGUGUUGAACUUGAAAGCAAAUCUGGAAGAAACCGUAACAGACAUCGCCACAAAAAUAAAAGAAUUACUCACCACGCUUAAAGAUUUUGUUGAAUCUGGACAACUUAGAGACAAAAUUACAAAUGUGCUUAAAGAGAUUGGAGACCAUGUAUGGGCUUUUGAUGAGAAAUAUGAAAUUAAACUGUCUUUGGUGAAGCUACUUGACGCUAUUGAAGAUAUACUGAGUCAAAUCAAUUUACAAAAACUCACCGAAAGCAGCACUGCAUGGCUAAAAGAUCUUGAUGAAAAGUACAGCGUAAUGGACAAAAUCAAAGACAAACUAUCUGAAAUCAAGCAAGCCAUUGAAGACUUUGAUAUCCAGAAAUUUUUCGAAGAUUUGAAAGAAUACAUUUUAUCAAUUGACCUGGCAGCAUAUUUAGAUCAGUUUGAAUACUCAAUACCUUAUUCAGAUAUAAAACGGACAUUGGAAAAUAUGAAUGAUGUUAUUGCCAACUGGAUUGACGAAUACGAAAUACCACAAAAACUCAAUGCGGUUUACAAUUACAUAAAAGACCAAAUCCUGAAGUACAAUCUUGAUGAGAAAUUUAAAGAAUUACUGGAUCAGCUUGAUGUUCUAAUUGACGAUUUGAAAAUCGAAGAGACGCUGCAGAUCAUUGUGGAUUCAGUUAAAAAGAUCGAUUUCGAAUACGCCUACAGCAAAAUAAUGGACUUUUUGGAACACAUCACAAACGCCCUUAAAGAAAUUGACUUCAAGAGAGUGAUAGAAAACCUUAACGAUAACAUUGCUAAUUUGGUCAAGUCAAUGAAAGAGUUUGACUAUCACAUGUUUGUAGAUGAGACAAAUCAGAAAAUUGCAGAGCUUGCAGAUUACAUAAAUGAACAAAUUAAACUGUACGAAAUUGUUGAGAAGAUUGAGGCAGUGAGGGAGUUUUUUAAAGAAGUCCAGAAUUCUGUUUACAACUAUUUGGAUGAACUAAAAAACACCAAAAUAGCCGAUGCCCUGGUCAGAUUGAAAGAUGUAAUCGAUUCAACGUUUUACAAUGACGUCAAGUUAAAAACACUAGAUAUUCUUGACGACGUAAGACAGCGCAUUUCAGAUAUGGACGUCAUUAACGAAAUCACUGUCCACCUCCAAAGAGCAAGUGAAUUCUACAAAAAUACCGUUGAACUGAUCACAACAAAACUGACGGAGCUGAUUGAUGAAAUUGCCAAAUGGUUUAAGAAUAGUGAUUUUGCUGAUAAAGUAAAAACCGCUGUUGAUGAGGCUUUCAGUGCAAUCAAAGAAGCUGAGAUCAAAGUACCAAUGUUUUCUAUACCACUUACUGAUCUCGUCAUCCCUGAAAUCUCUUUCAAUCUGAACAAAUUAGAUGAAAUCAGCAUACCAUCAGAGAUAACAACACCAGAGAUUACAAUUUUGAACACAUACACUAUCCCAUCCUACACAAUUGACUUUGAAAUGGUAAAAGCCAAAAUUGUCGAGUUUAUCGAUGAACUUAAAAUGUUUGAAAUCCAGUGGCCAGAUCCACACGAAAUCUUUGGAGACCUAAAAGUUUUAUACCUUUUCGAUUUACCAGAUUUGACAUUCCCAGAAAUAACUCUAUCUGAAGUCAAAGUACCCUCUAUAACCAUCCCGAAAAUAAACUUGGAAGCUUUUGAAAUUACAAUGCUGCCUUUCCCACCGAUUGAAAUGCCGGAAAUCCCUAGUGAUAUUUGUAUUCCUGUUUUUGGCAAACUUUAUGGAGAAUUUAGACUCAACUCACCACAGUACUCUCUUAUAACCAGAGGCAACAUUGAAAACGCGACAACUACUUUGAAAAAUCCAAUUUUUACUGCCUCACUCAACUCCCAAGCUACUUCCACAUACAAACCACUUGAAUACAUUCUCGAAGUUGAUGCCAAGUUAGAAGCUCCCAAACUGAAGAAAAUGCUAUUUACGGAAACAGUGAAAGUAACGCAUAUGGCAUUUUCAGUUGAUCAUGAAGGCGUACUGACCCUGACAAGUUCAUCUGCUGAAGCUAACGCAAGAACCAACGCUAAAGCUACAACUCCUCUUUACACGGCCGAUUUGAUGAACAAUAUUAUGCUUUCUCUAAAAGGUGGCAUUUACGCAACUUGUGACACUAUGUACAAUCACAACCUGGAUCUCCCAUCUCUCGAGUUUUCAAGCCAAGCUAACGUCAAACACACAGGCGCUACCACUUUGGAGUCUGGAAAAGUGUCUGUUACCGGGGAAACAAAUGCUAAUUGUAAAUGGUCCAUUGACGAUUACUCAGACGAAGGCACUCACAAAAAUAAACUGGAUUUUAACGUUGACCUAAGCACGGCUAAACUAAUGUACGAUGCAGAAACUGAUGCUAAAUGUUUCAAAUCGAAGGAAUCGCUAACGGUUGAAUCUGUUGUACUGAACCAUGUUACAAUAACAGCCCGAAAUGAAAUGGACAUCCCAUCUUUGAAGAAAAGUACAAGUGCUUUGGAUGCCGAAGCUAAUAUCGACGACUUAAAACUCGCCAUUACAGCUACUCACAACUGCGAGUAUACAGGAAGUGUUCAAGGCACUGAAGCAAGCACCCUAGAUUUUAAGAUACAUCCAUUUGAAAUCAUUCUUGAUGCUAAAAACAAGGCUAACCUAAAGAUUUUCCUUCCUCUAAAACUUACCGGUAAAGUGGACUUCCAGAAUGACUACUGCCUCAUAUUGAACUCAGAGAAACAGAAAGCAUGUUGGCUGGCUUUGGCGAGAUUUAAUCAAUACAAAUACAAUCACAACUGCGUAUUAGAAAACAACGAUAAGGAGAUUUACCUGCAUAAAAUGAUAAACGCUGAAGCGAAUCUGGACUUUUUGACUGUACCACUGUCAAUUCCUGAAAUGACAAUUCCUUAUUUUGAAAAGAACACCCCGGCAAUCACAGACUUUUCUCUAUGGGACCACGCUGGGCUCAAAUAUCUGCUCCACACUCCUCAACAAUCCUUUGACUUCACCUUGAAACUUCACUACUUUAAAAACCCCGAACCGCAUAUUUUGGAAUUGAAUCUCGAGCCAUAUAACAACGCAAUCAGAGACAACGCGAACCUCAUUCAAGAACAGUUUGAAAUGCUGAAAGACAAAAUAGUUGGUCUGUUGAAAGAGUCGCACAGCCAAGUUAAGAAACGCUACGUCAAGCACAAAAAGGACACUUCCAGUAUGCCUCCCAGAAUAAUUACUAUCCCUGGAUACAAAAUACCAGUUCUGAAUAUCGAAGUUUCCUCAUUUUCAGCUGAAUUACCUGCUUUUAGCUAUGUAGUGCCCAAGGAGGUCAGCACACCAAGCUUCAAGGUCCCAGCUCUUGGUUUCUCUGUACCAUCUUACACACUUGUCCUACCGUCUUUGGAGCUGCCGAUUGUUCACAUCCCAGAAACUUUAAGCAAAAUAGAGAUGCCAACUUUCACAUUCCCUGAUCUCCCAAAUAAUAUUGAGAUUCCUGCUUUGGGUAACUUCACUCUUGACUUUUCAUUCAAGUCUGCAGUGAUUGCCGUAAGCGCCAAUGGUGAACUUGUAAACCAGCAAGACAUCGUGGCUAGGUUUGCUGCUAAUUCUGCGUCUGUUUUUGAAACUUUGAACACCAAAAUAGACGGAAUGACAAGUUUGACCAGAAAAAGAGGGAUUAAACUAGCUACUACGAUCAACUUGGAACAACAGAAUCUUCUAGUUAACCACGAAUGCGCUAUUAGCCUCAGCAAGAUAAGCAUAAUCUCCUCUAUUGGCAAUAAUGUAAAAAUUAACAUGCCAUUCCUCAAGUUGGAAUUUGAUCAAGCUAUUGAAGGAAAUACUCAAACCACACCAACUGUUAGUGCUACGAAUAAACUGAAAUAUAUGUUUAAUAUUCCUGUGAUCAAUUCGGCAGGUAAAGGAUCUUAUGACAUUCGUUCUGAACUUGAAACUCUUCGAUCCCAUAUCUCGAUGGAUACCUCAACGCAAGGCAAGUCAGACAUCACAAUAAUGGAUGAGUGGAAUAUCGUGCACGAUUUGGAUAACAAAGCAACUUUCUACCUCAAUGUUAACGGCCUUAGAACAACUGUUAGAACUUCUGUUAACUCUGAUGUUGAAAAACAGGAAAAGCUAAAAAGAAGUACAGGUGAAAAAGUUGUUCAUUUUGAUGCAGUCGAAAAUUUUGCUCUUGAAAUUACCUUGAGACGGAUGUUUGCAACUUUGGACUUUAAGAGCAAAAAUAACGCAAAUUUUGAGAUUUUCAACACAAAUGGUGAUCAUGUAGGUACAGCUGAAUUAGAUUUGGUUCCUUUAAAAUCACUGAAAACAAAAGUGGACAUUGAUCUAAAACAGCCAAGCAGUUUGGGUCAUAUGGGAUUUAUCCGUAACAUUAACCUUGAAAUUACAUCUGAAAAACAGUCUCUUUCUUGGAUCGCAAAAGAACAGAUAGCUUCAUUUAUUCACGGUUGCAAUGUUAUCAUGACCAGUGAAGAAAGUGAAGCUCGCGUGGACUUGAGUGAAUCCAUGGAAGGGCAUCUGGCUUUUCUGAAAUCAGUAAGGAUUCCGGUAUAUCAGAAAAACUUGUGGGACGUGCUCAAGCUGGACCAGGUAACGAAUAUGGACGAUUUGCAAGUGCUCAACAUCUCAUCUAGCUUUGUCUAUACGAAAUCAAUGGAUGGACAAGAAUAUGGAUUAUCUUAUAGACUUUUUGAAGACGGUGUUAUGUUAAUAAUUCCUGGAUUUACCGUCCCCGUACCCUAUUUCCUCACAGAAAUCCCAGCUGCAAUUAGAAAAAUAGACAUGAGACUUGAGGAGAUUGAAAUACCAGACUACGUAACCUUCCCUCCUGUUUUGUCAGUACCUGAAUUCAGUUUACCGUUCACCAACCUGCACGUUGAACCAUUUGUCUAUGAUCUGAAACAACUGGAAAUACCCAAAGUUAUAACAACCAAGGCAUUUGACAUCAUGAUUCCUGGAUUACCAAUAAUUUCCGUGCCUAGUUACGAAAUCAAUGUGGAAUAUUUACAAGAAAAAAUGUCAUUCCUUUCAGUAAAAAUUCCACAAUAUAAUGUUAUGGUUUCCUUUUUCGCGCUACCAAAAUCAGUCCGUAUUGGAGACCUCACUAUUGAUCUAGAUGAUGUCAAAAACUACAUUUCAAACUUUGAGCUUCCAACUAUUGUAAUACCAGAACAGACGAUUGAAAUCCCAGAAAUGGACUUGUACCUGCCAACCAGUAUCUUCAUCCCAAAUUUCGGAGCGCUCAGUGCCACCUUUAAAGUUGCUUCUCCAAUUUAUAAUGUUUCUACCACUGCUGAAGUGGAAAAGAGAGGGUCCAACCUGAUAACUGGUCUCAAGUCCAUCUGCAUGUCCACGAUGAUCUUCUUGGAGUAUGAUCUCACUGCUUCUGCAACUGCUGGAUUUAAUGAUAAAAUGUUCAACCUCAAGGGGAAUAUUGACUUUGUUCACAGUGAUGUUAAUGUGAAAUGGCAACAUAAUUUCCUCAGAACCCCAAGAAUGAAACGUCAAACCUCAACAUCUGAUCCUUAUGUAUAUUCCCACACGCUCACGGUUGACAUCACCAGUCCGUUAUUCGCUGAUGUGGGAUACCGCAUGGCCGCUCGUAAAGACGGCGUCACUGCAUCUGUCUCGUCUCCUACAAAUGGUUUCCUCGGAUUUCAGCUGCAAAGGAGAUCCCCAUCCCAAGUGUUUGGAAAAGUCUUUAUCCGUUAUCUGGCCACUCCAGAGAAAGACACUGAUCUCCUCACGUUUAAAGCCACUCUACGAAACUCAGAAAAACUCUCCCUGCAGUCGUCCUUUAACAUAGACACUCUACGCGACGUGAUGGAAGCAACGAAAGAGCGAAUUCCUGCUUUAAAUGAAGCUAUUCUUAAAGUUAUCAACAAAUACCACAUCUCACACUUUGGAUUUGACCUAAACCGCGGGGGUAUGAAACUUAAAAACACUCUGUCCAAUGCAGUGGAGAGAGCUUAUUAUGAAUUUCCUGUAUCUUUUGAUGGACUACAGAAUACUAUAGAACAGAUGAGUGAUAAAGGGGUAGACAUGUACAAGAAAGCGUCAGAUGAUCUUAUGUCUUUCAACCUGCAAGAUUUUGUCGAUAAAGUGGAAGAAAAGCUUUUAAAUAUUAUGAACUUCCUAUGGACACAGAUAACAGAAUUAGAGCCAAAGUUCCACUUAUAUUUAAGGGAAUUACAGAUCACAAUUCCAGGUUACGAAAAGCAGAUUUCAGGUGUGGACAUUUCUGAGAAAAUCCGCGCGGUUUCCGAACAAAUCACAGAGAUGGUGAUUCAGCGAUUCUUAGAACUUUUAGACAUUAUCGAGAGAAUUAAAGAAAUUGAGUUCACGAUACCAGGAACAGAUAUUUUUGUAAGUGGGGAAGAGAUUUUGAAACAGUUAAAUCACUAUAAAAGACAGAUAAAUAAUGCAUUUACAGAUUGGUCCAACAAGUUUAAUGAGUUAUUCAAAUUAAUUGUUGAAAAGGGUCAGGAUUUUAUUAAUUAUCUUAGUAAUGAAAACAAGAAAAUUGCACCUAAAAUUGAAAAUGUAUUUGUGGAACUUAAACAAUCAUCAAAAGAGCAAACUGGGAAAGCAAGUGGUGUCAUAGCAGAAUACAAGGACUCUACUAAAGAAGUUAUACACAAUCUUUACAUCUCGUUUGAAAUGGACAAUGUAAACAAAGAGGUUAAAGACUUUGUGGGAUUUUUACAGACAAAAGUUCACAGUGGACUUAAAAAUGGCAUAGAGUUCAUGUCAAAAGCUUCAGAGAGCACAGCACCUUAUGUAAAAAUGACUGGGAAAAGAGUAGAGAUUGAAAUUCCUUUACCUUUUCUAUGGAAAUCAUUUAGCGAAUGGCCAACGUUACCGAGGGAGUGGUUUGACACCGAUGCUUCUAUGUAAUGUGAAAUAAUGCAUUGUUUUAGAUAUUUUAUUUUGUGUUAAAUAUCUGUAAAAUAUGUCAGUGAGCUUAGAUGAUGAAGGAUUUAAAGACUGGAGCCUUUUUGAGUGAUGGUAACAGGAAUGGUAUCGGGACAGGUUUAAAGUGUUAAAUUUUUAAUGAAAAUUAUUUAUUUUAUUUUAAAUUGUGAGCUAUAAGAAAAAAGUGUUUUUUUGUUUUCUUUUUAAAAACAAUGAUCCUAUUUA